CGACUUGCAAUGUUAUUUCCGGCCUUUAAGUAAAGUUCGAACCCUCCCGGAAUUGUCACGGAUUUGUCGAUUGUCACACCCUUCACCGGAGCUGCACCCCGACUCCCCGACCAUGACAGAGCAGCAAAUUUACGACGAAACCAUGCUGGACAUUGCGCCGAUGUUGGACGAGUUUCCGAUGGACGAAUUUGACGAGGAUUUGCUAUCGCCGAUGCUGCAGGAACGGCAGGACCAGCUCGGGUUCUGUCAGGAUGGCCAGCUGGUGAUUCCUUCCUAUGGGGAGUUUAUCGAUCCGGAUAUGUUUCUGAACGGUGUUGUGAAGCGGGAAAGCGAAUCGGAUUGUUCGAGUUCUUCACGGAGGAACACGCCCUCGCCGUCGGACAGCCACCAGAGCUACGAGUCGUACCCGUCGAGCGGAUAUGGAUCCUGCCAGAGCAACAAUCCGGUGAGCAACAUUCUGCUGGACAGUCCACCGGUUUCGCCCGAGAAUCCUGGCAAUACGCCACCCCACAUUGUGACCGUUCCGGCGGCGAAUGUAGUCCGGGUUGGGACGGCACAGCUGCCGAUUGUGCAGAAACCUGCUUGCGGGACGAAUCUGGCGGAUUUGAAGAAGAUUAAGCUGCCGCCGAAGGGCUCGAUAACGAAGAAGACGAUCGUGCUGACGGCAAAAGAUUACCAGGCGCUCGUGCAGAACAUGAAGAACCAGAACAACAACGGAACAAUCCUGAUCAAGGCAACGCCAGCAUCUGCGUUUGCCGCGGCAGCUAAAGACAAACCGGUUCUGCCGAAACCUGCCGUUGUUCCGCAGCAAACGGAACCUGUGCCGGUUUUGGUCGCAGCACCGCCACCGCCGCAGCCCGUUGUUCCACCACCACCCAGGUUAGUCUCAAAUGGUUCCUCCGUUGACGAUCGAGCCCUUAAGCGGCACCAGCGGAUGAUCAAGAACCGCGAGUCGGCGUUCCUUUCCCGCGUGCGCAAGAAGGAGUACGUUACGACGCUGGAGCAGCAGAUUGACGGUUUGCAGCAGGAGAAUCAAUACCUGAAGAAUGAAAACAUUCAACUGCUGGAGAAGCUUAAGCUAAGGUGCUCUUGUGGUGCCACCACGAUCAACGCGACCACCAACAUUGCCAAGCAAAUCACGCCGAACAUGCGGAAGAACACUGCGAUUGUGCUGGCCAUGCUGUUUAUGGUUUCGUUGAACCUCGGUCCGAUUGGCAACCUCCUGUCCAGCAACGGUGACCGCACCCUGAUGGAAUCUUCCCCCAUCGAACCGCACCACCAGCGCAGUCUUCUGUGGCUCGACGAAGCCAGCAAGUUCAACGUGGACGCCCCCGCCAACGUGACCAACUUUGACGAACCCGCACCCACCCCCAUCGAAGAUUCCUUCUCCGUGUGUCCGUUCUACGUCAAUCAAACGGAAAACAUCCGGCUGGCCCGCGAGUUGCGCCGCUGGAUCGGUGAAAACGGGUACAAAAACGUAACGGAUCGCGACGGAGACGACAUGAGCAUCAGCUCGUUCUCGGAAAUGUUUGCCCUCAAGGACACCAUCGAUUCGAUGUACCGCCAGAUGCGGGACAUUAGCUCGCAGAUGGAAACGUUCAAGAAGCGCAACCGGCGGGCCGUGGCCAGCAAGAAACGAACGGCGGCUAGCAAGAAAGCGCGCGAGUUGGAGCUUUAUCAGCGUGGCAAAAAGGAUGCCGAUUUGGCGUUUUAUUACGGCGGGUUUGGGAAAAAGUACGCCAAGUUUUUCGAGGAAAUUGGACGGCGUGACGACACGUUCUAUCUGGUGUCGUUCAGUGGGGAGCAUUUGCUGCUGCCGGCGCUGGCGCAUAAUAAGACGAACCGGCCGAAGAUGUCGCUCAUGUUGCCGGCCGUCAUGGAUAAUGGAACCCACCCCUCGGACAAGGUCACGCUGAUGCAGAUCGACUGCGAGGUGAUGAACACGUCGAUGAUCCAAAUCCGCGAGAAAACCAUUCCGGGCGAUUUGCUUCGACCGUCGGCGCCGGCGACCCCGUCAAAACCGCAACCAGCCAAACGGACCGCGGACGAAUUUGUCGAACAUGGUGGCGUGCGCAACGUAAGCAGCAGCAAUAGUCGGAACGGCAACGGAAAUGGCGCCAGGAAGCACCACGCGGCCAGCAGACCGUUUUUCGUUCAACGCAUGGGGGAACAUUUGAAGGCGGAGCUGGAUUUGAAUUAGUUUAGUGUUUGUUUCGUACCUUUUUUGACUGUUUUUUGAUUUAUUUAUUUUCUAGAUGAUUUAUUUUUUUUCUACUUAAAUUUUAUGACAAAUUAAUCAUAAAAUAUGUUUGACUAUUACAAAACAAAAACUGUGACUCUUUUGGAACAUAAAUUAACAAACUGAACUAAAUUUACUGAUCUAGUAGAAUAAACUAACAUUAAACAUUUACUAACACAGUGCAAUCGAAUUCAAAUCAUCUUGCUGAAGGCUUCUAAUUGUAAGAACAACAAACUAAACCUUAAGAAAACAAAACGAACACGUUGAAUUGCACGCUAAUUAAUCCUUAAGCUCAUAUUGUUAAUCAUGUUUGAAUUAAAAAUAAAACGGGAAUCGACUGUAAUAUUAGUUCUUUAAGAAGGAGGACUGCAGCAACCUGGAACAAAAAGUUAAGUCACACAAAAAAAUCUCUCGGAAUUUCGGAUGCUAAAUUUUUACAAAAAAGAAAAUCGAGGUAGGAUUUACCACGUUAAAAAUAGCGCUUAAGUUUAAUAUAAUAAAAAAUGCAUUGUGAAAAAACACCGAAACAGGUAAAAACAUACAAUAAUAAAAGUUGAAAUGUAAUCAAGCCG
Messenger RNA from Culex pipiens pallens (northern house mosquito), 2811 nucleotides. RefSeq names its product cyclic AMP-dependent transcription factor ATF-6 alpha (gene Atf6). Lineage: Eukaryota; Metazoa; Arthropoda; Insecta; Diptera; Culicidae. The transcript is spliced from 5 exons. Gene Ontology annotation, molecular function: RNA polymerase II cis-regulatory region sequence-specific DNA binding; DNA-binding transcription factor activity, RNA polymerase II-specific. The record is from RefSeq and is a predicted model, not a curated record. Gene Ontology annotation, cellular component: nucleus. Gene Ontology annotation, biological process: endoplasmic reticulum unfolded protein response; regulation of transcription by RNA polymerase II. The coding region runs from base 113 to 2200 and encodes 695 amino acids.